AUGAGGGCAUCAUGUCUUCUCGCCAGCCCCGCAACAAUAACCAUCCGCCAAUUCCUAGACCACUUCCGCCGAGCAUGGACUGAAUCGCAACGCCUUCCGGGCCUCCGCAAAUCGCUCAUUCCACGACGAUUAGGACUAGCAGUAAGCGGGGGCGCAGACUCCAUGGCCCUGGCAUAUCUAUGCAAACAGCUAGAGAAAAGCGGACUCGUGGAAGAUCUCUCCGUAACGGCUUUCGUGGUCGACCAUAAAGCCCGCGAGGAGAGUUCGCGGGAGGCGAGGAUGGUGAGGGGAUGGCUUGAUCAGCUUGAAAUAACCACCAAAAUCCUCGAACUAGACUGGUCUACCGCCAUCACCAGUCAAGGGAAAGGGAAGCCCUCUGCAUUCGAGACUUUCGCACGCAGACUCCGCUUCCAGACUCUUGGGACGGCAUGUCGUAAUGACGACAUUGAAACACUAAUGAUGGGUCAUCAUCAGGAUGAUAACGUUGAGACGACCCUAUGGCGGCUAUGUACGGGGGCUCGAGGGGCUGGGCUCAUGGGGAUUCCGCAGGUUGCAAGAAUCCCGGAGUGUCAUGGGAUUUAUGGUGUUGCGGAGAGUGGGGAGGCUGUUAAGUUGUCCUCGACGAAGAUGAGGACGCGGGUGUCGAGGGGUGUGAUAGCGAGCGGGGGGAUAUCGAUUUGUCGGCCGUUGCUCUCGUUUCCGAAGGCGAAUUUAUUGGAUAUUUGUCGUGAGCAUAAUGUUCCGUUUGUGAAUGAUCCGACGAAUUUUGAUCCUACGCUUACGCCGAGGAAUGCGAUUCGGAGUCUUGUUUCUGGGAACCGCUUACCGCGGGCUCUUACAACGCCGUCUAUCUUGUCUUUGAUUCAAGCAAGCCAGGACCUACUCAAGGACUCAAUUGACCUGUCGAAUGAAAUCCUGCGACACUGCAAACUCAUCGACUUGAAUCUCACCUCAGGCACGAUGGCAAUCCAAUUCCCGCCUUCAUCCUCUGCACAACCAGCCGGUACAAUCCCUACAAGACGAUUUACAAAGAACCAGGACCAACGAAACAACCAAAUUCAAGCAGUCACUCUACGCAGGAUAACAGAGUUAGUAUCGCCAUUCCCAGAGAAUCAUUUCCCAUUGAGGAGUUUCGAGAACUUCACGGAGCAUGUCUUCCAACCACCAAGCACUGAAGAACCAAAACGACAACCAUUCACGCUGGGAGGUGUCAUGUUUCAACCUUCUCAGAGAAAAUUGGCAGAUGCCGGGAAUAGUGGAGAUACAUGGUUUCUAUCUCGCCAGCCAUUUAUGCGUAAUCGUCUUCCGACUCUCGAUUUUGAUAUUCCGGUUCUUCCCGUCAUCAAGCAGCAAGAACAACAUAUACACUCCUCUGAUAAGUACGAACAUACGCCCUGGAAGCUAUGGGAUAACCGGUACUGGUUCCGACUUGCCAUAACACCAAGCACACGCUCACUUUCACCACCAACCGCCAAAGCCAACGACAAGAACGGAAAUAAGGAAAUCCUCCUGACUGAAAAUACCCUACCAGUCACAAUUCGCCCACUGCAACAAUCUGAUCUACGCCAUCUACGGGAAUAUCCAUCUUCAUCCCCUUCCUCUUCAACACCGCCACCAUCCGCAAAACACGGACAACCAACCCAGAACAAGGAACGAAAGAAAACGAAUCCUCUCUGGACCCAACUAAGUCAAACCCUUUCCCGAGAAUCACCCGCCCAGUCCCGAUUUACCAUUCCUGCUUUAUUCAUCCAGGAACAACAGGAAUCGGGAGUCAAAGAGAACCUACUCGCAUUACCGACGCUGGAUAUUCGUUUCCCGUACUCGAUGUCUCUGUCAGGGACGGAGAUAUCAUGUGAAGUAUACUGGGAAUGGCAGUACAAGAUGAUUGACGAAGAAACUGUCAAAUCAAUGUCUGACUGA
Aspergillus chevalieri is the source of this 1920-nucleotide messenger RNA. RefSeq names its product tRNA lysidine(34) synthetase. The record is from RefSeq and is a predicted model, not a curated record. Gene Ontology annotation, biological process: tRNA processing. The transcript has 3 exons. Gene Ontology annotation, molecular function: ligase activity, forming carbon-nitrogen bonds; ATP binding. NCBI's taxonomy places the organism in Eukaryota, Fungi, Ascomycota, Eurotiomycetes, Eurotiales, Aspergillaceae. The coding region runs from base 1 to 1920 and encodes 639 amino acids.